AUGAGAGGCUUGCUCGAAUUGACUAUGGAAGAACUUAUAGCCACCCAACGACUAAUUGGACAAACUUUUCAAAGAACCAAUAGAUAUAUGAUAAAUCUACAUGCAGAUAUGCCCCUUGUAAGAGAAGAUUACACGCAUGACACUGUCAAAGCUCUAAAAAUGUUGUGGAAACUCUUCCAUGACAAUAAUUUGCUCCUGUCGGAAGCGCAACUAAAAGACAAUAAGUAUUUCACUAAAAAUUACUUCGGAAAAUGUAAAAAAUAUUACAUUAAUGUAGUGGGCAUCGUGCGAGAAUUCAUAAGGAAUCACGGCGAUGAACCGUUUGAGGAAGAACCCGAAACCCAAGAAAGAAAAAUGAGAAAAAUGCUCAUCUCGCACCAGCUUGACCGUCUUCAUAUGUUGAAACAAAAAAUCGCUGCAAUCAAUAUUGAUCGUAUCCACACUCUCACUGAGAUGGAAGGUUGCCAGGCCUCACUACUUCGUUAUUGGAAAAUAAUAGAAAAAUGUCACUAUGUGAUCUGGAGUCACUAUCGCGUUAGCUGGCCAGAUGUACUUUACGAACUCGAUUUUGUGCUAUACAAAAACAUGUAUGAAACCACAAUAUCUUUGUUUAAUUACAAAAUCGACUCAUACAUGUAUCCGUCUGUACGUGUGAUCCCACAUAUUGGGAUCCCAACUUGGAGGAUGUUCGACAGAAACAUAGAACCACACCCAUUUACUGUGAAGUCAGUCGCUUGGGCAAACUUUAGUGGAUUAAGUGAAGUCAUCCGCAACAACAAGAUAUCCGAAGGAGAGAGACGGCAACUUCUUAUUAGAACGUUUUUGACGUAUCAGGUGUACGAGCCUUUGACUCCUGAAUCCUCUGACAACGAAGGAGAUGGCGAUGAGAUAGCUCAACAGUUCGAACCGUCUGAGCCAGAGGACGCCGAAGUCGAUAGUGAAGAGUCCGUUGCGUCCUCGUCAGAGGAAGGCUUUGAGGAGGAGGUACAGACCCCACCAAAUGAAGAAGUCGCUGAGCCCGCAGAGGCUGUAGAGGAACAGCUUGUAGCUCCUCAACCACUGGUGCCAGAGGAACACCCUAUGCAAGCAGUAGCAACUGCACCGACUGAUGAUUCUGCACAAAUGCCUCCACCAGCACAGGUGCCACGUGCUGCACCGAGGAAGCGCACUGUUCCCGUCCAGAUUGCUGUUGUUGCACAAGAGUCUGCACCGGCCAAACGUUCCGCCUCUGGAGACCAAGCUGCGCCGGUACCAGGAGUGCCGGGCGUACAACGGAUUCAAUUGAUGGUUCCAGAACACAACCCAGAUCCAGUUGGACCGAUAAAGUUGGAAAGUACGCAGACCAAAAUUGUUAAACAGAUGAAAAGACUUUCCAAGUUGAAUAUGUCUGAGUCAAUGGUAAUGUCGAUACCCUUGAAGAUGUCGGCGCCAGAGGGUGUCGCCGUACCGGUGGCUGCGCCCAAUGUCCUCCCACCUGCAGUAGGGGCUGCAUCAAUGAAAAUGGCAGUCCCCAUGAAAAUGGUGGCAUCGACGAACACGGGCGUGCCAAUGUUUAUGGCAGUGCCAAUGACCAUGACCAUGCCAAUGAAAAUGUUGGUAUCGGCUGACGUUGCUUCCGCCAUGCAGUCUGCCGCGUUACUGACACUCGUCCAGCCCAGGCAGAAGGCUUUGGGAAACCAGGAUAUUCACCAAGAUCUACCAAUGGAACUGGUUCUGCAAGCGCCUACUGAAGAGCCAGCUGAUCUCAACCAACCGUUUGAGAUAGAGCAAAAUGCACCAAAUGAUCAAGCAGAUUCACCAAAACGAAGCGCAUUGAUGAAUCCACCUCCUUCUAAAUCUAACGAGCCAGAACCGUUACCGAUGGAACUGACUCUGCAGCAGGAUCUUCUUCCCCCGAUGAUUAAUCCUAACAUUGCAGUACCAGUUAUUGGAAAAGAAUGCCCAAUGAUGCCACAAAAUCCAAAUGAUGAGCAAGACCAUGAUGUUGACUAAAUUCAUCCUCAGGAGUCGUGAAUUAUUAUUAUUAUUUGUACUAAUCUUCAUAUAUUUCCUGCUCAUUAUUGUAGAGGUUAAAAUACUUACUUGUCCUAAC
Messenger RNA from Spodoptera exigua (beet armyworm), 2092 nucleotides. Lineage: Eukaryota; Metazoa; Arthropoda; Insecta; Lepidoptera; Noctuidae. The record is from the annotation of a GenBank genome assembly.